Messenger RNA from Hipposideros armiger (great roundleaf bat), 4832 nucleotides. It is a transcript of the gene MROH6, whose product is annotated as maestro heat like repeat family member 6. The transcript is spliced from 14 exons. The coding region runs from base 1743 to 3869 and encodes 708 amino acids. Gene Ontology annotation, cellular component: cytoplasm. The record is from RefSeq and is a predicted model, not a curated record. Lineage: Eukaryota; Metazoa; Chordata; Mammalia; Chiroptera; Hipposideridae.
UCCCAGGAAGGGCCAGGCCCAGCCCGGAUGGGGAGACAGCCUUGUGCUGAGGCCUCAGGGUGGCUGGGAACUAGGCCAAGGCUGGGGCUGGGCCAGCUUAGGGAGCUGGACCUCGGGGGCAGAGCCAAGCCUGGAGAGGGCAAGGCUGUGGGGAAGGGGAGGGCUUUGGUGUCCAGCCAGCAGCUGGGGGAGUCCCUGCGGAAGGCCUCUCCCUGCUAGAGGCUCAGGAGCUGGAGCCACCGGGUGAGGAGGUGCAAGAAAGGGGCUUGGGGUUUCCUGUGUCCAGGGGUGGCUCCCACAUCUGCCAAGAGCACUGCCCUGGGCCCAGGUGUCCCCUCCUGCUGCCACCAGCCCUGCACAGCUCUGCCCUGGGGACCCUGUUUCCCUGGUCUCCAUCCAUCUGGUUCUCUCCAGACCCUGGCAUCUGUCGCAAGGUCAGCCCCACCUGGGCCUUGUGGACCCAGCUCCUGACCUAGCAGCCCUGGGGAAGGAGAGAAGGACGUCAGGUGGCACUAGAGCCACCAAAGAAAUUGGGCCAGUGGUCCUGGGCCGGCCGUGACUACAGGCAAGCUAGUUGGGUCUCCACCGGCUUUGUCAACUUAGGCUCCCGAGAACCCGCUCAGGAGAGGCUCUAGGCUCUGCAUGACACAGAGGGCGGGGCCUGGGCCUCUCCCAUCGGGGCAGCAGGAGGUGGCAAGGGCGGGCGGAAGGUGUGGGGGAAUACUGGCUGGCUAGGACGCUUCCUGGAGCACUUCCGCCUGCCCCAGGUAUGUGACCCAACCGGCUCUUCUGGUUCCUUGGGGUCAGGCUGGGCAGCGCCUGCUGUGUCGCUGGGUUAAACUGACAAUGGGGAUUGGGGGCAGAGGCCCGGUUAGGCCAGCCCUGGGGAGGCAUGAGGCUUGGCGAGACACACACAGACACACACGCCAAAACCGGGUCCCAGGUACCCAUAGGUCACCAUGUCUCAGCUGUGUACUCCCUAGGUGCCAGGACCCAGGAAGCUUGUGGUCCAGCACUGGGGGGAGAGGGCCCCUCAGAACUGUCUGUGCAGGACGCAGAAGGCCCACCCCAAUGAUGGCAGUCACCUGCAAGAGCCCUGGGAGGAGGCGGGUGCAGCUCUCCUCACCUCACUUGCUCUGCCCCAGGACUGCCAGAGCUCAGAGGUGGCGACAGCUCUCCCAAUCAUCCCUGUCCCCAGGAUGUCUGGCUGGGUUGGAAUGCAGAGGGGACAGCCCAGCCCCUGGCCCAGGCCCAGCCUGGACUGCUUCUUUAGGGCUGAAUCAGGCCAGGACUCAGCUCGGGGCUGGGUUUAGACUUCUGGACCCUGCUGGGGCCUCCUCAGGCUGUCCACACCUGCCGGAUACCCCUGCUCAGCCGGGUUGGAGAUCAGGGUGAAGGACCCUUCCCCUCCCCUUGCAAACCCGCCAUCUCCUGGGAAUCAUGCCCCUUCCCCAGGGCCCUGAUGGGCAAAGCCAGACUGCAGACCCUCAGGCUUCAGGCUGGCCGCUCAGCACCAGAAGCCAGGGCAGGAGGACCUCUCAUAAGCCCCCCGUGGGCACCAUGCCCGGGGAAACCUCUGUGUGGCUCCCCAACUCCCCUCUCCCACAUAGAGAUCACUUACAGGCCACCACGCCUGUCCCUGGUCCCGCCCCCUCCAGGACCUGCUUCUAGGUCAGGCCUGGGCACAACUUCCUGGGAGGACCAGUGGCAGGUGCUGCAGGCUGGGCCCCACUGAGGCAGCCAUGGCUGGGGGGGUGUGGGGCCGGGGCCGGGCCCGGGGCGCCCCUGUUGGGGCUCUAACCCUGACAGCCCUGGCUGAAGGGAUCCGGGCCAGUCAGGGACAGCCCGUGAGACUCCCUUCCAAGGACCCUCAGCCUGAACCUGAGCUUGAACCUGAGACAGAGCCUGGGCGUGUAGCUGCCAGCCCCACAGCUGCCCAGGAGCCCUGCUCCCUGCCCCAUGCACAGGAGCCAGCCCCUGAGGGGCCCUAUCAGGCCCCGCAGAGUUCCUGGAAGGAGGGGGCCUUGGCUGAUCUGGCAUUGUAUACAGCUGCCUGCCUGGAAGAGGCUGGCUUUGCUGGGACGCAGGCCACAGCGCUUACCCUGUCCUCAGCCCUGGAAGCCCAGGGGGAGCGGCUGGAGGACCAGGUGCAAGCCCUGGUGCUGGGGCUGCUGGCGCAGGUGCCCAGCCUGGCCGAGGGGAGGCCCCGACGGGCAGCCUUGCGGGUGCUGAGCGCGCUGGCCCUGGAGCACGCACAGGAUGUCGUGUGCGCGCUGCUGCCCUGCUCGCUGGCCCUGGACCGGGCGGCGGCAGAGCUGUGGCGCAGCCUGAGCCGGAACCAGCGCGUGAAUGGGCAGGUGCUGGUGCAGUUGCUGUGGGCGCUAAAGGGCGCGGCUGGACCUGAGCUGGAGGCAUUGGCAGCCACUCGCGCCCUUGGGGAGAUGCUGGCUGUGUCCGGCUGCGUGGGCGCUACACGCGGCUUCUACCCGCACCUGCUCCUUGUGCUGGUCACGCAGCUGCAUGAGUUGGCCCGGGGCGCACGCUCCCCCAACACCUCCAAGGUUUGGACCCCAUCCCAGCAAGGGCCACGGCACAGCCACGCCAGCUGCACAGUGGAGGCCUUGAAAGCCCUGCUCACCGGGGAUGGCAGUCGUAUGGUGGUCACAUGCAUGGAGCAGGCUGGAGGCUGGAGGAAGCUGGUGGGAGCCCACACCCACCUGGAGGGUGUCCUGCUGCUGGCCAGUGCCAUGGUGGCCCACGCGGACCACCACCUGCGAGGCCUGUUCGCUGACUUGCUGCCCAGGCUGCACAGCGCCGAUGACACGCAGCGCCUCACGGCUAUAGCCUUCUUCACCGGGCUGUUGCAAAGCUGGCCCACCGCGCGGCUUCUGCGGGAGGAGGUCAUUCUGGAGCGACUCAGCGCCUGGCAGAGUGACCCCGAGCCCACCGUGCGCUGGCUGGGCCUGCUUGGCCUCGGCCACCUCGCGCUGAACCGCCGGAAGGUGCGGCACGUGAGCGUGCUGCUGCCCGCACUCCUGGGCGCGCUGGGCGAAGGCGAUGCGCGGCUUGUGGGGGCCGCGCUGGGCGCGCUGAGGAGGCUCCUGCUGCGGCCACGGGCGCCCGUGCGGUUCCUGAGCACAGAACUGGGGCCGCGCCUCCCACGGCUGCUGGACGACGCUCGGGACUCGGUCCGCGCCUCUGCAGUCGGGCUCCUUGGGACACUGGUGCGGCGGGGUCGGGGCGGGCUCCGGGUGGGGCUCCGAGGCCCCCUGCGGAAACUGGUACUGAAGAGUCUCGUGCCGCUGCUGUUGUGCCUGCAUGACCCCAGCCUGGACGCUUCUGAGAGCUCAGAGUGGACCCUGGCGCGCUGUGACCACGCCCUGCGAUGGGGCCUGCUGGAGGAGAUGGUCACUGUGGCCCAUUACGACAGCCCUGAGGCCUUGAGUCGCAUCUGCCACCGCAUGGUGCACUGGUACCCGAGCCACGUGCCCAGAUUCCUGAGCCAGACCCAGGGCUACCUGAGGAGCCCACAGGACCACCUGCGCCGGGCAGCUAGCGUGCUCAUAGGCUUCCUUGUCUAUCACACCAGCCCCAGCCACGUCAACCAGGACCUGGUGGAUUCCCUGUUCCAAGACCUGGGGCAGCUGCAGAGUGACCCCGAGCCGGCCGUGGUCGCCGCUGCGCAAGUAUCCUCCCAGCAGGUGGCGCUGCUGGUCCGCGCACAGGGCCCUCGGCGGCGCCUGAGUUUCCGCCGCCUUCGCCUUCGCCUUCGCCCCGCCAGCCCCUCCCGGCCCCUGCCAGUCUACCCCGACAGUCCCUUCCGGCGCCGGAGUGUCGCAAGCCGCUGGGGCUGCUCCGCACCCGGUUGAGCGGACCCAGCGCCCUCCCUCCGGGUGGGAGUCAUGGGCCUGAGCCUGGCACCCCACCGCUCUGUUGCCAGUCCUGGCCCACUCCACUUGAAGGGCACCCUGGGCCUGGUGCUGGAUGCCAGUGUCUGCCCCCUGGAGCCACUGCGUGGCCUGAUGCACACGAAGACACCUCCAGGAGCUCACCACCGUGAUGGCCACGUGCCCUAGAGUGACAGCAGUGUUUCUGUCUGUACCAUUUCACUUUCAGCCCACUUGCCUCUUGCCUCUCCCGAGCCGGGGUCUGAUGGGGGACACUGACGCUGGCACAGCCCUGUGAGCUGCUGCUCUGAUAGGCUGCCUGCUGCCUGAGCCUCUGCCCCAACCUGCUGAGGCUCCCUGCCUGUCUGGCCCCUGCUGGCUACCCAGCAGCCCUGCACUGCCCACCAGUUCCCCUACUCCUUGUCAGCCCGUGUCCUGGCCCAGGUCCUCUCUGCUCAGAAAACAUUGACCUGUAUCCCUGUCCACACCUGCUGCCCCACCAGCCUGGCACCAUUCCCAGACACCCCCACUACCGCUUAUUGUGUCAGCCCCGCAUGAGCUGACACAAUAAGUGAAGCCCUGACCCCUUGCUUCACUGGACACCACAGGCCUGGGUUAGGUGUGGGGUGUCAGCAUCUGCACCCCUGCCACACUGAGCCUUCAUGCCAGGGUUGGGAAGAAGGCGUGACUGGACGUACAGGGAAGAAAUCCCUCCGCAGGCCACCCAAGCUGUGACCAGGCCCCUUUGGGCCCUGGCCCUGGGGGUUCCUCCACCCAGAAUGUUCAUCUUGAAAUGCCCUCCUCCCGGGACCUGCCGCCUCACAGAGGCCUCGACAAUUUGAGGGCUGGGGUCAGUCCCUCCAGACUGGGGACACCUCAAGGGCAGGUCUGGGGUCCUGCCUGCCCCCUAUGGAAACUGUCUGAAGUAAAGAGCUGUGGAUCAAA